GAUUCUGACGUAGCCCUUCCUCCGGCCUCAUGUGCCCCCGCUGGGUCUCCCCGGCCUCCGUCCCGCAUGGCUAAGCCUCGCUCACCCCGAGCCUCACUUUUUCUCAUCUGGUGAAUGGGCACUCAGGCGGCUCGGGCUCCCGGGAGCAACGGAAGUGGCUGUGAGCCAGGUCCUCCCCCCCGCCCCGGGGGCCUGGGGACACUGCGAACUCGGAUGCCAGCCUCGGAUGCCAGCCGUCUUUGCCUUGACGGUUUCUGACUUCAGCAGGCAGCUCAGACAGGAAGAGACUCAGAGGACAGAGGGGGGAUCAGAACUGGGAUGGGGGACGCUCCAGGGAGAGGGGGAGCCCAGAGGAGGCGUCUGCACAAGCAAGGACGGGCUGAGAAGUAUGAACUGAGAGCAGAAGGCCCCACCAGCAUGGGCAGUCUCGCCUACGGAGAGGACUUGGAGGAGGAGAAGAACUCAGCGUUCACCUGGGAGGUAAAAGCGAACAGCAGGGCCUUCAACAGCCAGUUCAAGACGAGCUUCCUGUGCUGGCAGAGGCAGAAAUACAAGAGCAACGUCAUCCGCACGGCCAAGUACAACGCCUUCUCCUUCCUGCCCUUGAGCCUGUACGAGCAGUUCCACCGCGCCUCCAACCUUUACUUCCUUUUUAUCAUCAUUCUCCAGGGCUUCCCCGAGAUCUCCACGCUGCCCUGGUUCACUCUGUUUGCCCCGCUCGUGUGCCUGCUCACCAUCCGGGCCACCCGGGACCUGGUGGAUGACAUCGUGAGGUGGCGAAGGCUGGGUGCGGGCGGGGCCCCCCCCCACAUCUACCACCGCCCCCACCCCCGCAGCUUCCUGUGGAAGAAAUGGGCGAACCUGUGCGUGGGAGACCUGGUCUGUCUGCACAGAGACAACAUCGUCCCGGCCGACCUGCUCUUGCUGGCCAGCACGGAGCCCAGCAGUCUGUGCUACGUGGAGACUGCAGACAUCGAUGGGGAGACCAACUUGAAGUUCAAGCAGGCCCCGCCGGUCACCCACCUCGAGCUGACCAAUAUAAGGAACAUGGCUUCCUUCCAAGGCAAGGUAGUGUGUGAGGAGCCCAACAGCCGGAUGCACCACUUCGUGGGGUGCUUGGAGUGGAAUGGCAGGAAGCACCCCCUGGACAGCGGCAACGUGCUUCUGCGCGGCUGCAGGGUCCGGAACACAGACACCUGCUACGGGAUGGUCAUCUAUGCUGGCUUUGACGCCAAGAUCAUGAAGAACUGUGGCAGGGUCCGUCAGAAGAGAACCAAGAUGGACCGUCUGAUGGACAAGCUGGUGAUGCUGAUCUUCGCGUCCCUGGUGCUGAUCUCCGUGGCACUGAGCUUCGGCUUCUGGUUCAAGGUGAGGGGGUUCAAGGCAAAGCACCACUACGUGUCCUCCAAGCACCUGCACGGCGUGGCCACCGAGACCUUCUUCAUCUUCUGGGGCUUCCUCAUGCUGCUGAGCGUCAUGGUGCCCAUGGCCAUGUUCAUCACGGCGGAACUCAUCUACCUGGGGAACAGCAUCUUCAUCGACUGGGACGUGCAGAUGUACCACGCCCCGCAGGACGAGCCCGCCAAGGCGCGCAGCACCAGCCUCAACGACCAGCUGGGCCAGGUGGAGUACGUCUUCUCGGACAAGACCGGCACCCUCACCCAGAACGUCAUGACCUUCAAGAAAUGCUGCAUCGCGGGCGUCAUCUACGGCCCGGAUGAGGACAAGGAGGAGAGCCCAUGUCAGGAGAACCCUUACCUCUGGAACAAUUUUGCUGAUGGGAAGUUGCUUUACCGAAACUCGAGGCUCCUGUGUGCCGUUCGACACAAUGAGGACAAGGUGGUGCGGGAGUUUUGGCGCCUGCUGGCUAUCUGCCACACCGUGAUGGUGCAGGAGAAGGACAACCAGCUGGUGUACCAGGCCGCAUCCCCCGAUGAGGAGGCGCUGGUCACGGCGGCCCGGAAUUUUGGGUACGUGUUCAUGGCACGCACACAGGACAGCAUCACGGUGAUGGAGCUGGGGGAGGAACGGGUGUACCAGGUCCUGGCCAUGAUGGACUUCAACAGCAUACGCAAACGCAUGUCCGUGCUGGUCCGCAACCCCGAGGGCUCCAUCUACCUUUACACCAAAGGCGCCGACGUGGUCAUCUUUGAGCGCUUGCACAAGAAAGGCAUGAAAGAGUGGACCACAGAGGAGGCCUUGGCUUCCUUUGCUGAGGAGACCCUGCGGACCCUGUGCCUGGCCUACAAGGAGGUGGACGAGGGUGUGUACGAGGAGUGGCGUCAGCGGCACCAGGAGGCCAGCAUCCUCCUGCAGAACCGGGCCCACGCCCUGCACCAGGUGUAUGAGGAGAUGGAGCAGGGCCUCCAGCUGCUGGGAGCCACGGCCAUUGAGGACAGACUCCAGGAUGGCGUCUGUGACACCAUCAAGUGUCUCAAGCAAGGGAACAUCAAAGUGUGGGUACUCACAGGGGAUAAGCAAGAGACAGCAGUGAACAUCGGUUUUGCCUGCCAGCUGCUCUCGGAGAGCAUGGUCAUUCUGGAGGAGAAGGAGAUAGUUCGCAUCCUGGAAGCCUACUGGGAGACCAACAACAAUGUGCAGCGUGGCAAGGGCCAUCGGAAGAACCGGUUCCUGCCACAGGUCAAGGUGGCCAUGGUCAUUAGCGGGGAGUUCCUGGACCAGCUGCUGCUGUCCCUGCGCAAGGAGCCCCGGGCGCUGGUCCACAGCAUGAACGGGGACGGGGACGAGCCCUGGCAGGAGCCGGACGAGCAGAGGAAGGACUUCCUGCGGGCCCGGCGCGUGUCCCUGAUGUGGCGGACCCUGGGGAUCCAGCUGCGGAGCUCGGGCUUGGCGCCGCAGGUCACGAACUCCGGCACCAGCGAAAGCCCCGAGGUGUGGCGGGAGCGGGCCUUCGUGGAGCUGGCUUCCCAGUGCCAGGCGGUCAUCUGCUGCCGGGUGACGCCCAAGCAGAAGGCUCUGAUCGUGGCGCUGGUCAAGAAGUACCAGGGCGCGGUGACCCUGGCCAUCGGGGACGGCGCCAACGAUAUCAACAUGAUCAAGACUGCGGACAUCGGCGUGGGGCUGGCGGGGCAGGAAGGCAUGCAGGCCGUCCAGAACAGCGACUACGCGCUGGCCCAGUUCUGCUUCCUGAAGCGGCUGCUGCUGGUGCACGGGCGCUGGUCUUACAUGCGUGUCUGCAAGUUCCUGCGUCACUUCAUCUACAAGACGGCGGCCAGCAUGAUGGUCCAGGUCUGGUUCGCUUUCUACAGCGGCUUCACUGCCCAGCCUCUGUACGAAGGCUGGUUCCUCGCGUUCUUCAACCUUCUGUACAGCACGCUGCCCGUGCUCUACAUCGGCCUCUUCGAGCAGGACGUGAGUGCGGAGCGGAGCCUGGAGCUGCCCGAGCUGUACACCGCAGGCCAGAGGGACGAGCUCUUCAACUACCGGGUCUUUCUCCAGGCCCUCGGCCACGGCACAAUCACCUCCCUGGUCAACUUCUUCGUGACCCUGUGGGUCAGCCACGACUCGGCCGGGCCCGUCAGCUUCAGCGACUAUCAGUCUUUCGCUGUGGUCGUGGCCAUGUCGGGCCUGCUGUCCAUCACCAUGGAGGUCACGCUCGUCAUCAAGUACUGGACGGUCCUGUCUGUGCUGGCCAUCAUCCUCAGCCUCUGCUUCUACGUGCUGGCAACCUGGGCCACCCAGAGUUUCUGGCUCUUCCGAGUCUCACCCAGCACCUUCCCGUUUCUGUAUGCUGACCACAACGUGCUGUCCCACCCCUCCAUCCUGCUGGUCGUCCUGCUGAAUGUGUCACUAAACACCCUGCCCACACUGGCCCUCCGCGUCAUUUGCCAAGCCCUCAAGAAGGCAGGCCCCGAGCAGGUGGAAGAGGCCCCCAGCGAGGAGAUGAUCACGGUGGAGCCCGGGCCUUACCUGCACCGGGGGUCGCGCGGCCGGCGCUCCAGCUACGCCUUCUCCCACCGCGAGGGCUACGCGGACCUCAUCAUGCAGGGCACCAGCCUGCGGAAGGCACCGGGGGUCCACAGCGACAUGCUGCUUGCCGACGCCAUCCCGUCGGAAGAGGAGCCGACCCCAGGCGUCAGGGCGUCGUUCCGGUCCUCCAGGAAGAUGUCCCUGCUGGGCAGGAGGAGGCAGCCGCGCCAGGCCGAGGUGUCCGCCGAGGAGACGCAGCCCGCCGGCCCGGCCAGCGCGUCGGCCGCCGCGGACAGGCAGCGCGGGUCCGUGGGCCAGUCGCCGCCCAGGAAGCGGGAGAGCGCGCCGCCGCCUUCGGGGGGCCCGGCGCAGCCCUCGGGGCCGCCGUCUCUGAGGGGUCAGCCUGCGCUGCCGGAGGAGAACGGGUCCCCGUGGAAGAUCCCAAUUCUGUCCUGGACGAGCUGGCCCUACAGCUGGCAGAAGCUGCUCCAGCCCCCCGGCGAGGGCCCGGCGCCGCCCCCCGGCCGGAGCCCCCCCGAGGCGGGGCCGACCCCUCCCCCCGCCGCGGGCGAGUCACCCACGGAUGGGCAGCCAGCGCGCGGGGAGCCCUCCCUCUCGGAGAGCCGGCUGUCGCCCACGUAGUGGCUGCCGGUGCCCGGGACCGGCCACCUGCGUGCGGGGCCUUCCCCGGAAGACGAGGCUCCGGGUCCUUCUCUUUUGCUAAUAAACCAGGGUCCACCGUGCCCCCCGGGGCUCCUCCAGGCUCCUCCUUUUCCUCGACGAGUGCGGUCCUCGCUUUAGAGACCCAAACACUGACCUCUCGUGGCCGACGGGGGAUUUGCAGGAAGAGCGCCCGCCCCCAGCCUUUCUUCACCCCGCGGGGGCUCCCGGGGCCCCUCCCAGGGCACUAGGUCAGGUCCAGCUCCAGCCCGCGCCGCCUCGUGCCCCAGGGGGCUGCGCUGCUGGCUCCCCCUCCAAGGAGCUACCUCCCCCUCCCGGCCCCACUCCUCCGCGCCCUGCACCGCCCC
This is a messenger RNA of Ailuropoda melanoleuca (giant panda), 4958 nucleotides long. It is a transcript of the gene ATP8B3, whose product is annotated as ATPase phospholipid transporting 8B3. Lineage: Eukaryota; Metazoa; Chordata; Mammalia; Carnivora; Ursidae. The record is from RefSeq and is a predicted model, not a curated record. Gene Ontology annotation, biological process: Golgi organization; phospholipid translocation. Bases 319 to 4572 code for a protein of 1417 amino acids. Gene Ontology annotation, molecular function: ATPase-coupled intramembrane lipid carrier activity; magnesium ion binding; ATP binding. The transcript has 27 exons. Gene Ontology annotation, cellular component: trans-Golgi network; plasma membrane.